CUUCGAAAAUUCAGAACACGCGUCAAUGUCCUGAAUGCCCGGCCGUAUUGACGCUAAAAGAAGUUCGCGAUUUAAAUACCUCCUGGGAAAAAGCACCUUUCAGAAUCGACAUUGAAAAUAUCUCACAAAUAAAAACUUCGGGGGG
This is a messenger RNA of Acaulospora colombiana, 145 nucleotides long. The record is from the annotation of a GenBank genome assembly. Lineage: Eukaryota; Fungi; Glomeromycota; Glomeromycetes; Diversisporales; Acaulosporaceae.